AUGCCUAUAUCUGAAAUCUUUUUCCAUGCAAGAGGCUUGAAGUGGCCCUGCAGAUUGGGCUGGACUGCUUGGCUCGUGGUGGUCCUCAGUGCUGCCGAGCGCAUCUACCAGCACAUCGAGGACGAGGAGCAGCUGUUCCAGCCAUUCCCGACGUCCUGCUCUGGAACCUUGGAGUUGCGAGGCAAUUACACCUUAAACGAGGCCACCACCAUCCUGGCCCCUUGCCACCUGCUGGGCCGGGCCACGGUGGUCCUUCAGGCGCCGCUGACCUUUGCAGCCGAGACUGUCCUGGAGGGCAACAUCGCCUGGAUCGGGGCACGACUUGGCCAGCCAUGUGUGAUUGCCAGGCGUGGGUUAACGGUCGGCACGGGUGCUUUGGAGGAGCGGAUUGCCUUCAGCGGCUGCCAUAGUGAGGAGAUGGCUGGGGCGCUGCUUGUGGAAGAGGACCUGGUGGAGUCUUCCCGGGCCACGCUGCAUGUGGAAAACUGCAGCAGCCAGGCCGAUGGCGGCGGUGUGGUUGUGGGAGGUAACUUGGAGGUCCGAGGCUCGGUCGCCGUGAGGAACUGCCGCGCAGGAGCCUCAGGCGGUGGAGUUCAUGUCGCCGGCGCCCUCUCACAGCUAGGGCCGCUAGGGGCCCUGGACUUCGACAACUGCACCGCCGGCAGGGCAGGCGGUGCGCUGUAUGUUGGAACCUGGACCCAGCUCGACGGCUCCGCGCGCUUCAGCAACUGCCAGGCCUCUGCAGGCGGCGCCGUCUUCAGCAGUCGUGAUGUCCAGCUUGGAGGGAUCAACCGAUUCGACAAGUGUGAAGCAGUUCUCCAGGGAGGAGAGGGCGGCUGCAUGAACAUCAAGGCAGGAAACCUCACCCAACGUGGAGGCAUAGCGGAGUUCCAAAAGUGCGGCACAGCGGCCUCCGGUGGUGGAGCUGCGGUUGCAGGUUAUGUUGUCCAACAACGAGGGGUCAUCAAGUUCACCGAUUGCGUAGCUCGUGCUGGCAGUGGUGGCGGUUUGUUCUUGACGGGCCAACUUUAUCAGAUGAGCAUGGGCGCCAUGGAGUUCAGCGGAUGCAGCAGUGCACACAAAAUGGUAUAUGGUGGAGGGGGGCUGUAUGUUAUCGGGGAUGUUCAACUUCAAGGACGUGUGUCCUUGAUCCGUUGCACUACAAAGGGCGGUCCUUCCAGCUUUGGUGGUGGAGCAAUGAUUGAAGGCUUUCUCACUCAACUCAGUGGGAACCUGACAUUUGCAGGAUGUGAAGCCAUGAUGGGAGGCGGAUUGUACACAUCUGGAUUUGUGCAGGAGGGUGGCCAGCUGCACUUCGCAAAUUGCGGGCCCGGGCGAGGAUGGGGAGAAGGCGACCAAGGAGGAGGAGCAAUGAUGUGCGAAGGUUCAGUCACCUUCAAUGGCACCAACUCUUUUACCAACUGCAACACCAAAGGGUCUGGAGGAUGUCUGGUGGCUGAUGAUGGCCUGACCCAGCACGGUGGCGUCACUUCGUUCAGACAUUGCGAAGCUGGGGAGGAAGGAGGUGCCAUGCAGGUGAAUGGCAAUUUGCAUCAGAUGGAGGGUGCGUUAGAGUUCUCCGAGUGUCGUUCCACAGGUCGUGGAGGUUGCCUGGUGACGGACAGGUUCCACCAGUCGGCCGGCUCUUUGCGCUUGACCCACUGUCAGUCUCAUGAGAGUGGAGGAGCGAUGCUCAGCUACGGCUCUAUGGAUCUCAACGGUACGAACUCCUUCGCCAACUCGUCAGCCAAAGGGUCAGGAGGAUGUUUGCUGGUCAGGGGUGGUAACCUCACGCAACAUGACGGACUUACCGAGUUUAACAGCUGUAAGGCCCUUGUGGGGAGAGGCGGUGGUAUGCAGGUCGCUGGUGGCCUGAUGCUCAAGUCUGGUAACAUGAGCUUUAGCAACUGCAGGUCUUCCUCCGACGGUGGAGGUGCAUUUGUAGAAAGCGUGGAGGUCUACGCGCAACUCACCUUCCGGACAUGCGUCGCCACUGGUUCGGGCUCGGGCGGAUGUUUGUUCGUGGGUGAGGGAGUCCUACUCCAGCACAGUGACAUGUUCUUCCAGGACUGCGUCGCCGAAAGUUAUGAGGGUGGAGGGGGCAUUCUAGUGAGAAACGGCGACCUCAAGCAGAUUGGUGGGUCGAUCCGCUUUGUUGAUUGCUCAGCGGUUUAUGGGUCAGGAGGCGGACUCCGACUACAGAAUGGCUCCCUUCAUCAGAGUGUCGAUGGAAGCCUUGGGUUCAUGGGCUGCAAUGCCGACGUUGGCGGCGGUCUGUCAGUGAAGGGUCAUGCCGUUCUCCAUGGCUCCACAAGCGUGAGCAUGUGCUCUGCGUACAGCCUCCACAAAGGGGGCGGCGGGUUUUACAUUGAGAGAGGCUUGCAAAUGCACGGCAGCAUUGAUUUGUCGGCGUGUCGAACCUUGGGCUCUGGUGGCUGCGUGCAUGUAGCGAGAGGCAGCAUCAGGAUGCAUGGCAACAUGUCGUUGAGAAACUGCAGUGCCCACCAAAGCGGAGGGGGAGCUUACGUGUUCGGACCACUGACGCAGUAUGGGACUAGCAGGCUAGAGUUUCUGGAUUGCUCAGUCUUUCGGCAUCAUGGAGGAGGCAUGACAGCCCGGAGGCUGAGGAGUAAUGGCUAUAUACAUUUUGAAAGAUGUACAGCUGGUAUGGUCAAGGGAAACGGAGGGGGUCUUGCGAUUCUGGGGGAAGUGCAACAGAGCGGGUCCAUGAGUUUCCUCCAGUGCGCAGCUGGUGGGAAGGGCGGUGGCCUCUAUUUCCGUUCCAGCCACCGUAGCUUUUUGCAACAAGUCAGCUUUGACAAGUGCAGCGCAGGGAGUUUGGCGGGGUCGCUCUAUGCAAACGGCUCCAUGACAAUUGCUGACUUGAAGCUCCUUGGGUGUGGUGGGAACAGCGCUUGCAUCGAUGUGGAUGGCCAGCUUGAAGUACCACAUGUCUCGAUGCAGAGCCAGGAAAGUACCAGCAUCAGAGCCAUGGACUUGAAAUUAAUGAACGUCAGCUGCCUCAACAUGACGGCCUGCCAUUUGUUGGCACCAAAGUCCAAUCGCAGCAUUGCCGAGCUGCUUUGCCCGGUCGGCACUGGUGUCAAUGACACGGAAAGUGAGAAGGCCUGCAGUGCCUGUCACGACAAGUUCACCCAGAUCCAUCCCAGCACAACACAGGCUUGCUGGUCUUGCCCAGAGGAGAACGAUUUCUGCUAUGCCACACAGUUCAAGAUGAAGCCUGGCUAUGCGGUCGAACGUGAGAAUGUAAGCUUCACAGUGUUUUGCCCGAACCCAGCUGCAUGUCCAGGCGGAAUUUCGAAAGCUUUCAGCACAAUGUGUGCGACCGGCUACACAGGAAAAGCAUGCACCAGCUGCGAAUCUGGCUUUGGUGUUUCUGACAACAGCGUGCUGAUGUGCACUCAGUGUGCCACUCUGUGGUGGAACAAGUGUGCCCAGUGGUGCUAUGUGCUCUUAAAGCGUGUGGGGCUGUUCGGCAUGGCCGCAGCCAGUGCACUAACGGGCGACGCAGAACGGAAGCCCAGCAGCGUCCUCAUCAACCAGUUGAUGUCCUUUGCCACUGUGGCAGGCAUGCUGCUGGUGGUCAUGGCUCAAACAGAAGCUUUGAGGCAGAUCCGCGCGAGUGCUGGCCACAUCUUUCUUGCCGUCUUUAGGGCAGUGGAGUUCUUUGCCGAUGCAUCGUCGGGCCAAGGUGUGACCGAGAGCUCCGUGCUCAGCACGUCUUCUGGUUGCUUGCUGCAGUACUUGGGCUUCACUGGCUUUCUUUGGCAGGCCCACCUCCUCCACGGGCUGCUGCCUGUCCUGCUGGUUGCCGGGCUUGCGGCGUGUCUUCCCUCCAAGAAGCGGGGUGUAGCGCUGCUAGUUGGCAUGAACUGCUUCUGGCCUGAAUUCUUCAGCUUCUUCGGGAAGCACCUGUACUGCUUCCAGUACGCGCGGGCGGAUGUCAAGAGCGACGCCUAUGAGUGCCCAUUCUUGCCAAACUAUUCAGGUCGCAUAAUGUUAAGAAUCUUCGUGGUGGUGCUGGCUCUGGCUGCAGCUGACUCAUGGCUCUGGCUGUCCAUGUCUGGAGACAAGAAGCCACCUCUCCAUGUGCUUUAUGUGACCAACCCGUACAGACAAAGCAUGAGCCUCUGGGAGUCGGAACGGCUCUUGCGGAAGACCAUGCUCACCAUGGCUGUGUCAGUGCUGCCUAUCACCUCAUCCCCAGCCCUUCAGCUUGUGUGCAUCAGCUCCAUUGUCAUGGUAUCCUUGGUUCUCUAUGCCGCGCUGCUUCCAUACAAAGCCCUACGGUGGAAUCUGACAGAGUGUGCACUUCUCAUCACAGCAGCGUUCAUGUCAGUGAUGGUUAGCGGCCUUACAGCUUAUGAUACCUACUGGGGCCGGCGAAUUGACUUGGAAUACUUCAUGAUUCUGGCGACGAUGGGCUUGGCCGGCAACAUUUUCUUGGUGAUGACAUACUUAAUCUACAAGGAACUCAUGCUUGAGUGGGGCUACACAAAACGGAGUGAUGAAGCCGAGCGGCCCGCGGAUGGAACGAACGAUUCCUUGCUAUGGGCGAAGUUCAUUUGA
Symbiodinium natans is the source of this 4590-nucleotide messenger RNA. NCBI's taxonomy places the organism in Eukaryota, Dinophyceae, Suessiales, Symbiodiniaceae. The record is from the annotation of a GenBank genome assembly.